This is a messenger RNA of Anopheles nili, 2299 nucleotides long. RefSeq names its product synaptotagmin-16 (gene Syt14). The coding region runs from base 1 to 1932 and encodes 643 amino acids. Lineage: Eukaryota; Metazoa; Arthropoda; Insecta; Diptera; Culicidae. The transcript has 7 exons. The record is from RefSeq and is a predicted model, not a curated record.
AUGGUGCAGUUUGUGGAGGGUAGCAGCGACAACCAACAGGAAAUGGAUGAAUUGAAUUUUGCUGGACGCUUACAAGCGCACAUGGAACUAACUACAUUUUUAGGCUUAGCAUUGGGAUUUGUCGCGCUGAUCCUUGUGUUGUUUCUGUAUGUUAAUAAGAUACGGUGCUUUGGAUCGACUCCUCCUUUCCUUUCAUUCGAUGAACAUCUGAUUUCGGAGAAAACGUUUCAUCGUAUUAGAAACAGAUUUGCCUACGAUGGAAAUAACAGCUCCGAUUCCGAGGAUGAGUCAUUGCGCCGGCUUAAGUUGGAACCGUGCAUCGAUAGCUAUACCAAUAGUGCAUCAUGUUACCAUACCAACGAAAAUAUUCUGGACCACACACCGCACUUCAACAGUUACAAUAAAAUAUUGUCAGCUGGAAAAUUGACCCACUCAUCACAGGAUCUGUUGGCAAUGGCUGAAGGCGGUAAAAUCGGGAUGCCACAUUCAAGCAACGACUGUAGCUCCGGUAGUUCCAUUGAGGUGAAUCUAGACUACGGAACACGACUGUCCCUGGAUGCGCAUGUUAGUAAUGAUAGGUUGGCGAACGCGGAGAGCAAUUCAUGUAUCGAAGGCCGUAUUGUGGAGACAACCGAUCUAAAAAUGAGGGACAAUAUGCUUCUUCCGGAGUUGACGAAGGAAAGCGAUCAGCGCGAGGUGCCUAUAAGGAAGAAAUCAAGCAAAUCUUCGACCAGCCAUCGUCUUGAAAGUGACAGUAUCGGUACCUGCGUUGCAUCGAACGAGACAUCUGUAAUCGAUUUGAAAAGCAAAGUAUUGGCGGACGAAAGCACUCCUGCGGCCCCAGUAGUUGACAGCUACCGACAGGUGUCACUAACGCAACAGGACAGUUUAGAAGACGUGCUUAGUCUUAAUAAUGAUUGUAUUUUAGUAUUUUCGCACGAGCCCCUCUACGAUACCAGUGACCUGAAGUCACUGAAAUCGGAUGGCGAUGCUGCAAAUGCCGGUUUUGACGGACCCUCCUCGGCAAGCGGUUCAAAUGGUACACUCGAGAUUUCGCUGUUGUACGACGCGCCGAUGCGCAAGAUGACCGUGCACGUGCUGCAAGCGCGUGGUAUAUCUUCUCGGGGCGAUAAAGGCCAAUUAACUCACACGCAGGUGCGUCUGCUGAUGCUGCCGGCUAAAAGACAGAAACACAAGACCAAAAUCCGCUCCGGAGAAAAUCCACAAUUUAUGGAGAGCUUCCUGCUACACCGUGUCAAUCCAGAAGAGGUCAACUCGAUGGGAUUACGCAUUCGGGUAUAUGGAUGCGAGCGGAUGCGUCGCGAGCGGUUAAUUGGAGAGACUAUUGUUAGUUUUGCUAACAUUGAUUUGGAGUUAGAAACGAACCUAUGGCUCCCGUUAGAGUCUCGCACAACAAAUACAGAUACGGCAUCUACUAGUGAUUUGUUGAGCAUUGCUCGAUCAGAUAGCGCGGGUUCUACCACUUCCAUGCAGCAUGGUGGCGUACCAGAGUUGUUGCUAGGAUUAGGCUACAAUGGAAUAACUGGCCGACUAACAGUGGAAAUUGUAAAAGGGAGUCAUUUUAGAAAUCAUUCUCUACCCAAGGUUCCCGACACGUACGUCAAGCUGUGUUUGGUAAGCAGUAUGGGCCAGGAAAUUGCACGAUCUAAAACAUCUACACGUCGCGGACAAUCCAAUCCAUUGUUUAAGGAAACGUUUAUAUUCCAAGUGGCACUAUUCCAACUGAACGAUGUCACACUCAUCGUGUCCAUAUACGCCAAGCGGAAUAUGAAACGGAACGAAAUGGUUGGUUGGUUCAGCAUGGGCCUCAACUCUAGCGGCCCGGAAGAGAUGAUCCAUUGGAAUGAGAUGCGCGAAUCAAGUUCACGAUCCGAGCUGAUUACCCGAUGGCACGUUUUGGUAGAUUCUUGAUUUUAAUUCUUCCCUUUUGAGCACCGCUCGCGAACACUUGCUUGUAAGCGGCGUGAUAGGGAAGUGCAUUUUUAGAAUUGGAAACGCGAACCACAACGCGAAGUGGAAAUCAUUGGAACAAAUUGGAAAAGGCCUCCAGUAAGCCUGUUUUAUCUCAUUCUUUAAUAAUGAAUCCAAUUAUUGGUGUAACUUGUCAAACGACCGAUAUUUUUACUUUUUCCGUCGAAAACAAAGUUUACAUGGUAUUUAUAAAAAUAAGUAAUAAAUAAAAAAAUCACAAACAUAAAUAACUUUAAUGAAAAACUUGUUUCCUUAUUCGAAUUUUAAUCUUUUUUAUUAAAAAUAUUUCAUUAUGGUUAAAUUGCAU